Molecule: messenger RNA, 255 nt
Organism: Macrosiphum euphorbiae (potato aphid)
Lineage: Eukaryota; Metazoa; Arthropoda; Insecta; Hemiptera; Aphididae
Source: the annotation of a GenBank genome assembly
AUGUUCGAUUUCACGUUGUGCACUCAUAUGAUCAAAAAGGAGCCUGAAAAACCUAUUCUUAAUCAAGCAGCAACUAAAUCAUUAUCUCCGGUACCGCAACAGAAGAAACGACUUUACAGACGUCAAGAAAGAGAAACGGAAAAUUCUCGUGCGGUUACAACCCAAGUUAUGAAACCGGAACCAUCCAAGACUCAAGAAAAUAAUCCAAAAAAUCAACAGAAUUACAAUAAAGGCACUUUGAAUAAAUAUCCUUGA